CACUUCUCUGACACAGUGACAGCCUUUAAUGAGAGCUCCUGUUAAACUUUAGGUUGCAAACACAUCAGAGUCCAGUCUUCAGCUUUAUAUUUUACCUAGGACACUACAGUUUCACGGCCUCCUCCUUUCACCUUCUCUUUUCUCCCUCCCUUCCUCACUUUCUUCCCUUGAUCUCUCCAGAGAUGGAGUUUCGCAAAAGGGGCGGGGUGUCAAAUUUGGUGCAGGUGAUACAGCUCUGAGGCAAUAUGCCAGACGAGGCCAGCACUUCGAGAAAUCGCCCUCUAACUGUUCUGUGUAUUUGGAUAGAAUGCCUUCAGAAAUCUUGCUGAAGAUAUUUUCCUACUUGGAUGCUGUGAGCCUUCUGUGUGUUGGCUGUGUGAACAGGCGCUUUUAUCAUUUGGCUAAUGACAAUUUUAUUUGGGUCAGAAUCUACUCAAUAGCAUUUUCACCUAAAAGAUCUAUUUGGAAAGUUAAUUCAAUGGAGGAGACAACUGUGUCUGUGAGCUUACUAUCAGUUGAGGAUAAGGAAGCUGGAUAUUGGAAGAAAACCUAUAUCACAAAACAAAUCACAUCUGUGAAAGCAGCACUAGCCCAGGUUCUCAAACCUAUCAGCCCUUACACAGGCCUUCCCGUGAAAACCAAAGAGGCCCUGAGAAUAUCUGGCUUAGGUUGGGCAAUUAUAUUGAAAGAAAAGAGUGGAAGAGAAUAUAUCAUGCCACAUGUUGAUCUUUCCUUAAAUGAUACAUCUGUUACUGUUGUGUGGUAUGGCACAGAUUGGCCAUGUUUAGCUACCUUGUCAACCUUGAAUUUGUGUGGUACGACACCAGUUUUUAUGGAACGAUAUAAAGCCCCUGCCAAAAAUGGACCUCGAUGGUAUUCUUUAAUUGCACAGUAUGAUCUGAGUCAGUUAACUGAAUCCACCAUGAUUGGCUGUGACAGAAUCAUUCGGAUCUUCAGCUUAAGCCCUGGUCUUGUGGUAGGGCUAUGGAAGAAGAAAGAAGAACUGGCUUUUGUCAUGGCAAAUCUUCAUUUCCAUCAUCUUGUGGAGAGGAGCACAUUAGGUUCAGCCACUGUCCCCUAUGAGCUGCCUCCUCAUGUUCCCUUUCUGGAUGACAACCCAGAGUAUGGACUGUAUGGCUACCAACUCCACAUUGACAUGCAUGGCGGGGGAGUUUUCUUCCUGUGUGGUACAUUUCACAAUCUCUUCACCAUGAAAGAAUGCAUUGAAGAUGGAUAUGUGAAGCUUACUGUGAUACAUUUUAGAAAUAGCAGAGAACACCUUCCUCUUAUUGGAAAAGUUGGCCUUGCUUGGAGAACUAAUAUUUUUGAUGCCAUUAUAGAGAGUUGUUCUUUCAUGGAUGUGACUCUUCUGGAUGAGCACAGGAAGCCCUUUUGGUGCUUGAGCUCUGCAGUCUACAUGAGGCCGGCUGUCUGCCCCUCGGAUGGUCCUCAUUUCUUGGGACAGACAUACUAUAUUGACUAUAAGGAUGUGGAAGGAAGAGUGCAUGCAGAACUGGUGUGGAUUGAAGAGACAGAAGAAUAUUUCAUUGUCAGCCUGGUCCUUUACCUCAGUGUAGCAAAAAUAAACCACUGGUUUGGAACAAAAUACUAAACAAUAGGUGGCAAAGUAUUGUUGCUAGUUAGCUAUUUGUUUUUGACUAACAGCUUUGUUCUUGGUAUUGAAAGUUAAAUAAAGCAUAUUUAUAGUAA
Heterocephalus glaber (naked mole-rat) is the source of this 1710-nucleotide messenger RNA. The record is from RefSeq and is a predicted model, not a curated record. Lineage: Eukaryota; Metazoa; Chordata; Mammalia; Rodentia; Bathyergidae.